Parnassius mnemosyne (clouded apollo) is the source of this 711-nucleotide messenger RNA. The record is from the annotation of a GenBank genome assembly. NCBI's taxonomy places the organism in Eukaryota, Metazoa, Arthropoda, Insecta, Lepidoptera, Papilionidae.
AUGGAUGUGGAUGCACCUAACAUAUUGAAAAGGUGCAGCAGCGCACCUCUUAUCAAUGAGGCAGCUUCUACCGCAGUUACAUCGCCCACUACGAACACAGCGCCCAGGAGCACGUCAUUCUUCAGCAUGUUCUCGAACAAUAACCUGUCGCGUACACGCAGGCAUAGCGGCAGCUCAAGUCCACUAUCGGCACCGAUCAAUUUGUCUAGCGUGUGGGGGCGGCGCAUGACGCCGCGCGUGAGCCAGCUGCGCGCGGAGGAGUGCGCGGACGUGAGCAACACGCGCGAGGUGGCGCACGAGCGCGAGGUGCACUCCGCCAUGCAGAUGGGCCAGUCGUGCGAGGACCUCACGCUCGUCGCCGGCAUCGCGCACUCGCCCACCAGGCUGGCCAGAUUCUCACCAGUCGUAUCCCCAUCACCCACGCGGAAGUACACUACACGGCGGAGUCUCUCGCCCAUUGCAAUCAGAGCGGCCACCCUCAGUCCAGUCAGCCGACCAAAUGUCCUCAUCGGGAAGCGACGGUGUGACGAAGGGGAUUCACCACUUUCAAAGCGCAUUUGCACUGACAGACUAACGCCUUCAACGCCAGGUACCCCAGAUUCAGAUUCAUUGGAAUGCACAUUCAGGCCUGUAUCGCCUCGAGCUCAACCCAUGAACGAUUCACCACUUGACCAAGAUACGGACAAUCACAAGUCACCGAAUCCCAGCUAA